UUUAGAAAAAUCUACAGAGGCGGAUCUUGUUCAAAUAUUGACACCAGCAUUCCUAAAUAUUACAUCACAAGAUAACCUACGCAAAGCCUUUUUAGAAUUAGGAGGUGCACAAAUAAUGUUUGAUUAUUUGGAAGAAGAAAAGUAA
Racocetra persica is the source of this 145-nucleotide messenger RNA. The record is from the annotation of a GenBank genome assembly. NCBI's taxonomy places the organism in Eukaryota, Fungi, Glomeromycota, Glomeromycetes, Diversisporales, Gigasporaceae.